This is a messenger RNA of Rotaria socialis, 1467 nucleotides long. The record is from the annotation of a GenBank genome assembly. NCBI's taxonomy places the organism in Eukaryota, Metazoa, Rotifera, Eurotatoria, Philodinida, Philodinidae.
AUGAUUACUAUGGUAGUUAGUGAUGAUGAUGUUCAUAAAAAUGAAACUGUUGAAUUUACUUAUUGGCUUUACUAUAUGACUGUUUAUUAUGUAUUAAAAAUUAUUUGUGUUAUUAAUGCCUUUCUCAAUGUCCAACAAUAUAAACAACAAGAGCAACAGGCUGUUUCGACAACAACAUCAACUCUUGUUGGUAUGAAUGUAAUGGGCCAGUUGAUUGAUAAAGCGAAACGCGCUAUUGUCAUGCGAACUGUGAACAACGAGAAACUUCAACAAGAACAAACUUCACAAGAAAAAACUCAACAUCAAUCAUCACAAUCAAAUGUAACGAAGCCAAUAUUACCAAUACGAAUACAAGAACUUGAAGCUAAAAUUGAAAACCGUCCAACAAUAGUCGAUGAAAAAAGUCCAGCUGUUUUAAAGUAUCGAACGCCACAUUUUCGAGCGACAGCAACCGUUAAAUUUCCCCCAUUAGAUGAAGGUGAACAUUGGAAAAUUGGUUGGAUUCAAUCAUGUACUCGCAUGGAUUUCUUUAAUUCCUAUGGUGAUUGUGGUUAUUCAAGUUGGGAAUUUCCUCAAUUAAUGUCUGGUCAAAAUCCAAUGAUAUCCGAUUCUGAUGGACGUAAUUAUCCGUUUUACGGUUCGAAAUCUGAAGUUAUUGAAAUUCAGGGACCCUGUAUAGAUUAUACAACCCUUAAAGUUGUUAUGAACGAUAAUUUUUAUCCUCAUAUAACAUGGGAUAUUCCAACAAGUAACGAACGUUUAUCACGUUUAACAAGUGUUAAACGACAUCAAAGUUUUUAUACAUGGCUCGUUGCAAUGAAUGCACAAAAUGGUUCAAUACUUGUACUUAAAACAAUUAGUUGGCAAAUGAAUCUUGAAAUAAAUAUAGAUCUAACUAAACCUCAAGGUUCACGUGCAAUACUUGUAUCCGAUCCAAUACCAGUUCAGCCAGAAAUUCUCAAACAAAAUAUUCGCAUACCAACAUGUGUCCUUUAUCCACCCAAUGCUAAUAGUGCGCAAAUACUUGUUUGGCAUCCAGGUUGUCAUCUUGGUGAAACAAGUAAACGACCUGAAAUAGUUGUACCGCCAAGAUGUAUGCUUGUUUUAUUACAAAAUCCAUUCUAUGCUAAUCAUAUCCGGCACAAAACACAUACGUCUAUUCAAAAUAAACUUAAUGGCGGAAACUCUUCUUCUUCAUCGUCUUCUUCAUCAUCAUCAUCAUCAUCAUCUUCUUCACCAUCUCCAUCAUCUUCACCUUCGUCAUCGUCGCUAUCAGACAGUAGGAUGAAUAAUAAUAAUACAUCACAAUCAGUAACUAUAAAACCAUAUUCUCGUCUUAUAUUUCCGCAAAAUACAGCUACAUCGUCAUCAUCAUGUUCUAUAGCGCCUGGUAAUCGUUGUUAUAAUGGUAUGAAACAUAUGCUUAAUAAUCACGCGAAACUUGCUCAGGGCGUUAUGGUUCGAUAG